This is a messenger RNA of Cooperia oncophora, 267 nucleotides long. The record is from the annotation of a GenBank genome assembly. NCBI's taxonomy places the organism in Eukaryota, Metazoa, Nematoda, Chromadorea, Rhabditida, Trichostrongylidae.
AUGAUGAUUUUGUCAUCGUUCAUCCACUAUCAACCGUUGAAGUAUCAAGACUAUGCUUUCUCACCCUUAGCAAACACACUCGGAAUUUUCUUCGCCUUAUCGGCCGCUUCGGCAAUUCCAAUCGUUGGCAUAUUCAAAUGUUUCCAUUCCAAAGGCAACACCAUAGGCGAGAAGCUACGACGAGUUGUUAUGCCGUAUCGCCGCCGAUCUUCCCAACACGAAUACGUUCCCAUCGGACGACGUCAUUCAUCUGAUGUUAUGCUUUAG